UAAACACUUCCCACCCCACUUUGCAUUCCCACCAGCAGUGUCCGUGUGGUCCAGCUCUUCAGCCUGUGGUGGUGUUGUCAGCUGUUAUUUGAGCUGCUCUCAUCGGCGGGGUGACAUCUGGCUGUGGGUUUCGGGCUAGGGAUACCGAACACCUGCUCUCCCGCUUACCUGUCACCUGCAUGUCCUCAUGCCCAUGUUCUGCUUGGACCGCGCCCUUUCUUACCGUGGAGUUUUGAGAGUUUGCGAUAUAUUCCACUAAUCCUUUGUUGGACGCGGGGUUUGCCAAUAUUUUCUCCCACUCCGUAGCUUGUCUUCUCACCCUUCUAACAGGGUCUUUCAAAGAGCCAAAGUUGUUAAAGUUUUGGUGAACUCCAGUGUGUCAGUUUUUCCACGAGUGGGUCAUGCUUUUGGUGUCAAGUCAGACGCAUUUGCCCGGUCCUACAGCCUAAAGGUUUUCUCCCGUGUGUUUUUCUAAAGGUUCUGUAGUUUUAUGUUUUAAAUUUUAAGUCCCCACCUUGAAUUGUUUCUCUGUGUAAGGCACGGGAGUCGGGUUGCAGUCUUCGUCUGGCCUCUGGAUGUCCCGUUAUCGGGGCAGCAUUUGCUGAGAAGGCCGUUCCUCUCGUUUGCAUUGCUUCUGCACUCUGGUCACAGAUGAGCUGGGCGUGUUUGUGCCGGUCCGUGUCUGUGCCGUCUCGGGUCACCUGCCAGGCGGUAGUCAUUACCACCCCCUUAACUGUCCACCCUCCCAGCACCGCACGCGCAAGCGCAGUGUGCUGUGACUGCUUCACCGAGAGAUCCGCCGCUUCCCCCUCCACGAAGGUUUCCUUUGUCGCUGGUGUGCGGGCAGUGGGGGCGGUCCCGCGUGUCUCCAGGGCGUGAGAGCAGAGAGCUUGGGGGCGUUUUCUGUAACCAGGGCUCCUCCUGUGUGGGAGGCAAGAACCUUACCAUCAGAAUGCUCAGGGCCUGGAAGGCACUUCAAGGGGGAAAGCGAGAUGAGGACCUGAUCCUACCCAUCAACUCCUCUCUGAGUGUCACCUUGCACCAGGACCAGUUGAAAACCACCACCACAGCUGCCAUUAGCAAGGACUUCACCGAGGACCGAAUUUGGCUGAAUGGCCAGGAGGAGGACGUGGGGCAGCCCCGCCUCCAGGCCUGCCUAAGGGAGAUCCGCCGCCUGGCCCGGAAGCGGAGGAGCGCCGGUGAUGAGGACCCACUGCCCCUCAGCCUCAGCUACAAGGUUCACAUCGCAUCAGUGAACAACUUCCCCACAGCCGCGGGCCUGGCCUCCUCAGCGGCAGGUUAUGCCUGCCUAGCAUAUGCCCUGGCCCGGGUCUACGGGGUUGAGAGUGACCUCUCGGAAGUGGCUCGCCGGGGCUCAGGCAGCGCCUGCCGGAGCCUGUAUGGUGGCUUUGUGGAGUGGCAGAUGGGGGAGCGGGCCGAUGGGAAGGACAGCAUAGCCCGGCAGGUGGCCCCGGAGUCACACUGGCCCGAGCUCCGAGUCCUCAUACUUGUGGUGAGCGCGGAGAAGAAGCUGAUGGGCAGCACCGCAGGCAUGCAGACCAGCGUGGAGACCAGCUCCCUGCUCAGGUUCCGGGCUGAAUCGGUGGUGCCAGCACGCAUGGCAGAGAUGACCCGCUGUGUCCAGGAGCGCGACUUCCAGGGUUUCGGCCAGCUGACCAUGAAGGACAGCAACCAGUUCCACGCCACCUGCCUGGACACCUUCCCACCCAUCUCUUACCUCAGCGACACCUCCAGGCGCAUUAUCCAGCUGGUGCACUGCUUCAACGCCCACCAUGGGCAGACCAAGGUGGCGUACACAUUUGACGCGGGCCCCAAUGCCGUGGUCUUCACCCUGGAGGACACUGUGCCUGAGUUCGUGGCUGCCGUGAGACAGUGCUUCCCCCCCGAGUCGAACGGAGACAAGUUUCUGAAAGGGCUGCCCGUGAGGCCUAUCCCACUCUCGGACGAGCUUAAAGCUGCGCUGGACGUGGACCCCACCCCCGGCGGUGUCAAGUACAUCAUUGCCACCCAGGUGGGACCUGGGCCUCAAAUCCUGGAUGACCCUCACGCUCACCUCCUGGGCCCAGACGGCCUGCCGAAGCCAGCCGCUUGACUGCCUUCCCCGAGGGGAGCCCUGGCCACUGCUGGGAGAACGGCCGCUUCGCUGGGACUGGGGAGCUGGGUGUGGCGGGUGGCGGGUCCAUGCUUGUUGGGGCUUGAGGGCUAGCCACUGGGCUCCAGGCCGGACCACGUGCUGUGGCCGAGUUGGGUCAGUGGAGUGACUAUGUGCGCCACCCAGGCCAUUGGGAAUGCCCCCCCACCAAGUGCCUCACCUCGCCCCAGCCUCACUCAGUGCUUUGCCGAGAAGAGAGUGGGUAUGAGCACCAAGGAUCCGAUACUGGGCACUGAGCUGGAUGGUGUGGAGCUGCCGGGCACCCUUCAGAGGGCCCCCUGGACUCACUCUCCGAGGCCACUCCCACAGCCCCAAACAGCAGCUCUGCCGGACAUGACGGGGAGUUGGCACCCCUCCUCAGAGCCGGAGGACAGGUCGCCGCUGCAGACCUCAGGGACCCCCCCCACAGAAGCUUCAAGCCUGAGACAGCCCCCAUGCUCCCUCUGCCAGACUCAGGCAUGCGGCACAGAAAGACCCCGGGUGUGUCUCCAGCGGGCGGUGGGCGAGCAGCACCAAAGGAGCCUGUGGGCUGCUGGGAAUAAAGGCAGCGGGGCUGACUGGG
Messenger RNA from Callorhinus ursinus (northern fur seal), 2735 nucleotides. Lineage: Eukaryota; Metazoa; Chordata; Mammalia; Carnivora; Otariidae. The record is from RefSeq and is a predicted model, not a curated record.